Macadamia integrifolia is the source of this 1102-nucleotide messenger RNA. RefSeq lists its product as uncharacterized. Gene Ontology annotation, cellular component: chloroplast thylakoid membrane. NCBI's taxonomy places the organism in Eukaryota, Viridiplantae, Streptophyta, Magnoliopsida, Proteales, Proteaceae. The record is from RefSeq and is a predicted model, not a curated record. Bases 117 to 893 code for a protein of 258 amino acids. The transcript is spliced from 2 exons.
AGAGGUCACAACCACAAACACUAAACUGCAAGAACCCCGGUUUUUUUUUUUUUUUUCAAGGUUCUCUCUUUCUAUGCUCUCUGUGAAGGGUUAGGCAUCGAACGCACGACCAGAAAAUGACACUUUCUUUAAAUUCAGUUGCGGGUUUCCAAUCGACGCUGCAAGCAAAAUCUCACAAUUUCUCAAGAACUUGCCCUGGAGCUUCUGGGCUAAAGAUUGAUUAUAUUACAGCUUCCACAGGGCGAAGGUUUUGGUUUGGGAGUAGAAUAAAUGAUAAUAGAAGUUGUCUGGUUAUCUCGGCUGCUGAUGGCAAUAAGGUAGCAACAGAUUCAACCAAUAAAGAUUCCAGAAUUUCAGAAAGAGCGCUGCCCAGGGACCAGUCGUCAUCAGCAGAGCCAUUAUCCAUAAGCUCUUCACCUGUUACAAUCCAGCAUGACACCAGUGCUCAGGAUGGACUGGGACGUCAAAUCCCCAAGGAUUCUUCUAAUGGGUUGCAGGUUCCUUCGGAUGUGAAGCAGAUCAAAUCAGGUGCUUCAAGUAUGCAAUCUACAGUGAAGAGAUCAUCUUUGACUGCAAGAGAGAAAUUAAGAGCAGCCCGUGUUUUAAGCCGAUAUGCAGAAUCAAAGCCAUCAAAACCAGAGCUGGGAAGCAAGGUUUUGAAUGCUAUGAGAGAAGGUGACAAAGGGAAGAAAAGGCCUGGCCUCCCUGAAGCUCCGGAGAACUUAUUUGAUGACAGCAAGAGAGGAUUACCAAAGGCUGGCCUGACUUUUGAUCUUCCAGGAGGUGUUGAUCUUUUUAUCAUUGUUUCCUCGGCUGUCUUCAUUGCUACGGUCAUGUUUGCGACAGCUUUUAUUGUCUGGAAGGCUGGUGCCAUCCAUUUUAAUGAGUACUAAGGUACUGUUUAUUUAUCAAUUUAUAUUUUUGCUGAGCAUCUUUUUGGAGCAUGCUGAACUUCUUUGAUGUGAAGUAUAUGCACUUCAAAUGUACAGAAGUAGAAGGUUUGCAAUGGUUACCAGUUCUGUUAUUGGCAGUAUACUAGAGGUGGAGAUGGUAACUAGCUCUCAGAAUGAUAGAAUAAAAUUUAUGAUGCCUUCUCUAGUAA